AUGCCAACGGCCCUGCCAACCUUCGCUGAAACAACAGUUCCCACGCCAACCAUCGCCCAGACAACCGUCCCCACACCAACCGUGACCGAGACACCCGUCACAGAGACACCCGUCCCAGAGACUCCCAUUGCUGAAACAACGGUUCCCAUGCCAUCGGUCCACACGCCAACCGGACCCGAGACAACCCUCCCCACUCCAACCACCCCCAUGCCAACCAGCACCACGCCAACCGUCGCCAUGCCAACCGUCAUCCCCACGCCAACCAUCACCGAGACGAUAGUCGCCACGCCAACUGUCGCCAAAACAACGGUCCCCACGCCAACCGUUGCUGAGACAACGGUUCUCACGCACACCAUAGCCACGCCAACUGUCACUAAGACAAUGGUCCCCACGCCAACUGUUGCCAAGACAACCAUUGCCAAGACAACAGUCCCCAUGCCAACCGUCACCGAGACAACAAUCCCCAUAACAACUGUCGCUAAGACAACCGUCCCCAAACCGACCAUGGCCACGCCAACCGCCACUGAGACAACCGUCACAAAGACAACCAUCAGCAAGACAACCGUCGCCAUGUCAACCGUCCCGAUGCCAACUGUCGCCAUGACAACCGUCCCCACGCCAACCGUCGCCGUGUCAACCGUCGCCACGCCAACCGUCCCCGAGACACCCGUCACAGAGACACCCAUGGCUGAAACAAUGCUCCCUACGCUGAUGGCCCUAUACGCCAAACGGGCCGAAGACAACCCUCCCCACACCAACCACCCCCACACCAACCGUAGCUGA
Pterocles gutturalis (yellow-throated sandgrouse) is the source of this 783-nucleotide messenger RNA. RefSeq names its product mucin-2-like. NCBI's taxonomy places the organism in Eukaryota, Metazoa, Chordata, Aves, Pterocliformes, Pteroclidae. The transcript has 2 exons. Bases 1 to 783 code for a protein of 260 amino acids. The record is from RefSeq and is a predicted model, not a curated record.